Messenger RNA from Durio zibethinus, 1210 nucleotides. Its product is annotated as cyclin-U1-1-like. The record is from RefSeq and is a predicted model, not a curated record. Gene Ontology annotation, molecular function: protein kinase binding. Lineage: Eukaryota; Viridiplantae; Streptophyta; Magnoliopsida; Malvales; Malvaceae. Gene Ontology annotation, biological process: regulation of cyclin-dependent protein serine/threonine kinase activity.
CUAAAUUAUUAGGUUUAAUUUUAUUACGCAACAAGAAGUAAUUGAAAGGGAGCCAAUAUGAUAGCGUCCACUACGCAUUCGAACGAAUUGUUGCUAUCCAAGUAAACUCAAUCUUCUGUUAUCCACGCGUGGAGCCAAGUUAAAUCUAGCGGCUCAAAAUCACUCGAAGCCAGCCACGAGCCUGGCAUCUCCACCAUCCAAACAAACUCCCUCUUCUUAUUCACAUAAAAAAUCAAUCACAAACUUUUGUAGCAUCUGUUAUGAACACUAGUCAAACAAUUGGCUCUUAACCACCCAAAUGUCUCCAAAACUUUUCUUCACAAUGGAUUAAAUGUUAGCCACUGACGACUAUCCCACCCACCAAAUCCGGCAGCCGGAUACCGAGACGACAACGCCAAGAGUCCUGACCAUAAUUUCUACAGUGCUAGAAAAGCUAGUAGCCCGAAACGACAGGCUUGUUGAGGUCCUGAGGGAGCAGCUAGAUGGGUUGAACUUCAAUGGUAGCUCUGCCUGGCUAGGGAAAAGUUUGCAUGCCUUUGAUGGCGUUAGGGCUCCAAAUAUAAGCAUAACAAAGUACUUGGAGAGGAUAUAUAAGUACACAAAUUGUAGCCCUUCCUGCUUUGUGGUAGGAUAUGUUUUUAUAGACAGGCUUGCGCAUAAACAUCCUGACUCGCUCGUCAUAUCCUUGAAUGUGCAUAGAUUGCUGGUUGCCAGUGUCAUGGUUGCUUCUAAGAUUCUUGAUGAUGCGCAUUAUAACAAUGCCUUCUUUGCUCGGGUCGGAGGAGUGAGCAAUGCUGAACUGAACAGGCUAGAACUAGAACUACUUUUCCUAUUGGAUUUUGGAGUCACAGUUAGCUCCCGAGUCUUCGAGAGCUAUUGCUUCCACUUGGAAAGAGAGAUGUUAAAAAAUGGUGGCGGACAGAAAGUUGAAAGGGGAAUAAGUCCUGUUGCCAUCGAUGAUGCGACUGAAAUAUCAGUUGAAGAUACACAAUGCUGUUCAUCACCUCAAGCGGUGGACUGACCCCAAAUUCCUCUCUUCAUGUCUUAGGCCUUACAGUAACUGAAUCCAAUCUCUUGUUCACUCAUAAAAAUGCAACAAAUGGGUUCCAUUAACAAAUUUGAAGAAGAAAAGAAAGGAAUGUAGUGCCUGAGUUAACAGAAUUGAAAGCUACUAUUGAACUUGUUAUAUCUGAAUGGGAUUUAUUGACUA